Messenger RNA from Eruca vesicaria subsp. sativa (arugula), 1945 nucleotides. The record is from the annotation of a GenBank genome assembly. NCBI's taxonomy places the organism in Eukaryota, Viridiplantae, Streptophyta, Magnoliopsida, Brassicales, Brassicaceae.
UACUUGUUAAUCUUUCUAGAAAUCUGCAAAACCCUUUGAAAUAAAUAAACUUCUGAUUUCAUUACAAACCAUGUAUUAAUAGCACUAACACACAUGCCCAAAACUUUCGCAACACUCAACCCUAAUAAAUUUUUGUUGAAUCAUUCUUUUAUUGUUUUCUGUUCUUCUGGGUUUUCUUAGAGAAAGUCAUUAUGUGUUUAAUAUGUUUGUUGAGAGAUGUGUCAGAAACAUCAAGAAGACGAACAACAACAACAAGAAACCGUAUUAAAUGUUGUCUUUUGAAUCACUCAAGAAGACGAAAACAACAGCUCAUCAGAUGUUUUCAUCAUCAUAGUCCGCACCAAGUUUCAUUCAAGUCCGUAACCAUGUUUUCUUCUACCUUCCUCAGAUUGGCUCUAUUACUCUGUCUUGUCUCUUCUUCAUUCUCCACCGCUUCUCCCUCAAAUUCUACUGGCACCGAUCAAACUCUCCGGCCUCAAGAAGAGCUCCAGAAACUAAAACUGAUUAGAAAAGAGCUCCUCAAGAUCAACAAGCCCGCAGUUAAAACCAUUCAGAGUUCAGAUGGAGAUACAAUAGAUUGUGUUUUAUCUCAUCAACAACCUGCUUUCGAUCAUCCUCUAUUACAAGGACAGAAACCAAUGGAUCCGCCUGAGCUCCCCAAGGGAUAUAUCAAAGACGAUGAACCGUACGAAGAUACUCAGCUGUGGAGUUUAUCAGGCGAGUUUUGCCCGGAAGGUACGGUCCCAAUUAGAAGAACAACGGAACAAGACAUGUUAAGAGCAAGUUCAGUUCGGAGAUUCGGUCGGAAAAUCAGGCGCGUGAGGAGAGAUUCCACAAGUAACGGACACGAACAUGCGGUGGGAUACGUAUCGGGGAGACAAUACUACGGAGCCAAAGCAAGUAUAAACGUGUGGUCGCCACGUGUCAGUAGCCAACACGAGUUCAGUCUUUCACAGAUGUGGGUUCUCGCUGGUUCGUUCACACACGAUCUUAAUACUAUCGAAGCCGGUUGGCAAAUUAGUCCAGAGUUAUACGGAGAUACUUACCCAAGAUUCUUUACCUAUUGGACGUCUGAUGCAUACCGAUCAACGGGUUGCUACAAUUUGUUGUGUUCCGGUUUCGUUCAAACCAAUCGUCGAAUUGCGAUAGGAGCUGCCAUUUCUCCUAGAUCUUCCUAUAGAGGUGGACAAUUCGAUAUAAGCUUAUUGAUCUGGAAGGAUCCGAAGCACGGUCACUGGUGGUUACAAUUCGGGUCGGGUACAUUAGUCGGUUACUGGCCAGCGUUUCUAUUCACGCAUCUAAAGCAACAUGGGAGCAUGGUCCAGUUCGGAGGUGAGAUUGUGAACACUCGGCCUGGUGGUUCACACACUUCGACUCAAAUGGGCAGUGGCCAUUUCGCCGGGGAAGGAUUUGGUAAAGCAUCUUAUUUCCGGAAUCUCCAAGUGGUUGAUUGGGACAAUACUCUUCUUCCCGUUUCGAAUCUAAAGACUCUGGCUGAUCAUCCCAAUUGUUAUGAUAUAAGAGGUGGGACGAAUCGUGUGUGGGGUAACUAUUUUUAUUAUGGAGGUCCUGGAAAAAAUCCUAGAUGUCCAUAAAAGAAUCAAGGAACGUACGUUAUUAUCAUUCUUUACAUGUAGUGUUUUAAUGAAUUUUGAGAUUAGAAAGAUAAGGAAUUACAAGUAUCUUUGGGGGUAGGUGUUUUGCAAAUAUCAUGUGGAUGAGUUUACCACCACGAGGGAACUUUGUCUUUUGUUUCUUCUUUUGGAUUACAGAUUAAUAGUGUUAUACUUUUUUUUGUUCGUUUUAUUUGUAGGUAUUUGUAGUAUAUCACAUUAUGGAUUUUUUAUGUUUAUGUUUGUUAUUGUCACCAAUGUGUAAAUGUCUUAAAAGAUUUGCUUUGUUAUGACGUAUACUCGUAUCAAAUUAAGUAUCUUCUCAACUUCUA